This is a messenger RNA of Teleopsis dalmanni, 1488 nucleotides long. Its product is annotated as sestrin homolog. Gene Ontology annotation, biological process: cellular response to leucine starvation; positive regulation of macroautophagy; negative regulation of TORC1 signaling. NCBI's taxonomy places the organism in Eukaryota, Metazoa, Arthropoda, Insecta, Diptera, Diopsidae. Gene Ontology annotation, cellular component: nucleus. Gene Ontology annotation, molecular function: oxidoreductase activity, acting on peroxide as acceptor; L-leucine binding. The transcript is spliced from 6 exons. The coding region runs from base 26 to 1441 and encodes 471 amino acids. The record is from RefSeq and is a predicted model, not a curated record.
UCAGGGUUCAUUACGUGAAUACAACAUGGACGAUCUUGAAUUAGAUCAAGUCACACAGGUGAUAGGUUAUCAUCCAAAAUUUCUCGAUCAUUUUCUACGAACUCAAGAUUUUAUUAUGAACCGUGAUGGACCAUUGCCAUAUGAGUAUAGAUACUAUUUGGCUAUAAUUGCGGCCGCACGUCACCAAUGCGUAUAUUUAGUCAAAAUGUAUGAAAAGGAAUUCCUUAACCAAGGAGGUCAACCUGAAUGGUUGAAUGGAUUGGAUUGUAUUCCAUCGAAAUUAUAUGCUAUCUACGAGAUAAAUAAAAUAUUAGCACAUAGACCAUGGCUGUUGCGCAAGGAGCUAAUAGAACGUUUGACAAAGGGUAAAAAUAGUUGGUCAUUGUCAGAGGUCGUUCAUGCUAUGGUGUUACUCUCACAUUUUCAUUCAUUAUCAUCCUUUGUAUUUUCUUGCGGCUUAACACAAAAGCUAGACGGCCUUUCUAGUCCCAAAUUGAAGUCGUCACCUGCUAUAUUGCCUUUUCCUACAUUAAACCAAAUACCAGAUAUGCAGCAACAACAUUUACAAAUGCAACAGUUACAAAUGCAACAGCAGCAACAACAAAAAGCUGUUUUAAGUGAAAUUACUUUGAAUAAUAAAAAUCUUGAUGAUCACAGCAGUUAUGAAAUUCACAAUAAUUCAGCGAGCGGAAAUAUUGUGAACGUAAUUGGUGUGUGCCUAAAAGCCACGACACCGCUACCACUUCAAUUCUCCUUGGCCCCUGUGCAAAGUGUUGUUGAGGCGAUAAUGGAGCGUAUGAAAGUGCUUUCCGAAAAACAGGAUGAAUGUAGCGAAGCAGAAUUAAGUAAUCGUUUUAAGAACGUUGAAAUGCAGACUGCUGAACUACCAGCUGCUGCACCGGAAACUGCUGUCGAAGUGCCACAAAAUAUAUCCCAUUAUAUAAAAGAUCCGACAUUUACCUAUCAAGACUUUGCUCGAAGAGGUGCUGAAAAUAUUCCAAAUACUUUUCGUAUACAAGAUUACUCAUGGGACGAUCAUGGCUAUUCACUUGUAAAUGAUUUAUAUGGUGAUGUUGGCACACUUUUAGACCAAAAAUUUCGUGCCGCGUAUAAUUUAACAUACUUCACUAUGGCUGGCAUUAAAAAUGUAGACACAUCAAAAUUUCGGCGAGCCAUAUGGAAUUACAUACAGUGCAUAUUCGGAAUUCGACAUGAUGAUUACGACUAUGGCGAAGUGAAUCAACUUCUAGAUCGGCCUUUAAAAAUGUUUAUAAAAACAGCUUGUUGCUUUCCCGAAAGGAUAACUACAAAAGAUUAUGACAGUAUACUUGUGGAAUUGCAAGAUAGUGAAAAGGUGCACAUUAAUUUGAUGAUAAUGGAAGCCAGAAACCAAGCGGAAUUGUUAUAUGCCUCGCGUGAAAUUAUGCGCUAUAGGACAUGAUCUCAUUAAAAAUUAUUUAAUUUUAUAAAAAAAGUUUUCGAAAAAUA